This is a messenger RNA of Coffea eugenioides, 554 nucleotides long. Its product is annotated as thioredoxin H2-like. The record is from RefSeq and is a predicted model, not a curated record. The coding region runs from base 42 to 404 and encodes 120 amino acids. Lineage: Eukaryota; Viridiplantae; Streptophyta; Magnoliopsida; Gentianales; Rubiaceae. The transcript is spliced from 3 exons.
CAAAAGAAGUGAGUUUAGGCUGGUACUUUGGGAAAGAGAAAAUGGGAGCCUAUUGGUCUACAGGAGCUAACAGGUCUAAGGUCAUCGAAAUCCAUUCCACCAAAAAAUGGAGGGUCCACUAUGAAGAAUCCAAAGGAACUGACAAACUGAUGGUGAUUGAUUUCUCAGCUUCAUGGUGUGGACCUUGUGGAUAUAUGGAACCAAUUGUCAAAGAGUUUUCUACAACAUAUACAGAUGUUGUGUUCUUCAAGAUUGAUGUCGACGAGCUAGCUGAUGUGGCCAAAGAGUUCGGGGUACAGGCUAUGCCAACUUUCGUGUUCAUGAAGAAUGGAAAAGAAGUCGAUAAGCUUGUGGGAGCCGACAGGGAAGAACUAGAGAGGAUGAUCCAUAAAUACAGGUUUUGACCCUUCAUUGAUUUUUAACCAACGGGUUCAGGUACCUAUAGUUAGUUCUACAGAUCACCUUUCGUAAGGCUGUGGACAGAUGAAUGAAUAUUGUAAGGUUGUAAAAAGUUGAAUGAAUAAUAGAAGGGUGUUUCCAGCGUGUUCCGUGAA